Molecule: messenger RNA, 362 nt
Organism: Dentiscutata erythropus
Lineage: Eukaryota; Fungi; Glomeromycota; Glomeromycetes; Diversisporales; Gigasporaceae
Source: the annotation of a GenBank genome assembly
AUGAAAAAAAUAAAAUGCAAAAGUAUAUCAGAAAUAGAUGAUCAAAUCAAGGCAUAUCUAAAUACUCCAAUUAAUCCUUAUAACAUACCAAUGAUAAGAGCGAGCCAUCCAAGACCUAUAAUAGAAGUAGAACCAGCUUCUCAUAUCCCUACUAUUAUUCCGGCUGAACCUACAUUAGAAAUCCCUAUUAAUGCUGCAAAGGCAGUCUAUCCUUCUGUUCGAGGACGACCAAAAGCUCAAAAAAAAAUUCAAAAUUCGAUGCUUGAUGAUUUUUACUUUCUACCUACACAAAAAUCAACACAAGUUUGUACUCUUGAUGAAAUUUCAUUUGAAUUAAGAAAUACUAUAUCGGAUGGAGAGUU